Cloeon dipterum is the source of this 3137-nucleotide messenger RNA. It is a transcript of the gene Rhau, whose product is annotated as RHAU helicase. Gene Ontology annotation, cellular component: intracellular anatomical structure; cytoplasm. Lineage: Eukaryota; Metazoa; Arthropoda; Insecta; Ephemeroptera; Baetidae. The transcript has 16 exons. The coding region runs from base 21 to 3074 and encodes 1017 amino acids. The record is from RefSeq and is a predicted model, not a curated record. Gene Ontology annotation, molecular function: G-quadruplex DNA binding; DNA helicase activity; RNA helicase activity.
UGGGGGACUGACCUGAUCGAAUGAGACUGUCGAACAAGUUAAAAGAAUUUUCCAAAGGAAUCAUAAUAUUUUGUCGUGAAGUGUCAGACAUCUCCUUCACAAACAGUGCUGAAAUUCGGAACUUUGACACCAAAACAAUGUCUCAACGGGGGUUCUACCGUAGCAGGGGAGGCAGAAACCGCAGCCGCAACGCCAGGGCUUGGCACGACACCCCUGAGAUGGCAUCUGGCAGCACCGAAUUCGCAGAAGACCGCUCUCAGUUUCGGAAUCGACCUCCUCGCGGUCUGCGAGGGAGAGAAAUCGGAAUGCACUACAGAAACCUAUCUUUGAGGAAGCGAGACGGCGACUUUGCCAGGUCGGAUGGGAGCCGAGAAAGGGGGGAGAGAGGGCCGAAUAGGAGGCAGGUAGAGGAGGAGCAGCUGAGGAAAAAGUUGACUGUGACCCUGGACCAACGGCGGGCUGAGAGGAUUUCGGAGAUGCUGGCGCAGACGGAAGGGCAAACAGUGGCCGCCGGCUUUGAAUAUCACAAAAUUGGCGAGAGCGAGUUCAAACGGCGCUUCCUGCAAAACCUCGAGGGCAACCUGAAGGGCCGCAGUCCGCCAUUUGAGCCUAUGGUGCAGGACAUUGAGCUGGAUGAUAACCUCAAAUUGGACUUGAAGAGGAAGCAGAUGGACUUCCGAUAUAUCAAAAUGAAGCAGGAUAGAGCCAAAUUGCCCGCUGCUGAUAAAAGGGCCGAGGUUGUCGACGCCGUCAGGGAAAACCAGGUCGUCGUCAUCAGCGGAGAGACAGGUUGUGGAAAAACGACCCAGGUUCCUCAAUUCAUCUUGGAUGACGCAAUAGAAAGGGGCCAGGGCUCAUUGUGCAGGAUCAUUUGCACGCAGCCGCGCAGGAUCAGCGCCGUCAGCAUUGCCCAACGCGUUGCUGAGGAAAGAAGUGAGAAACUUGGCAAGAGCGUCGGCUACCAAAUCCGCCUUGAAUGCGCUUUGCCGCGACAACAAGGCUGCAUCCUCUAUUGCACAACAGGCAUUCUUCUGCAGUUUCUGCAGUCAGACCCAAAUCUGAAGCUCACCACGCACAUUGUGAUCGACGAAAUUCAUGAGCAGGACAUCCUCAGCGACUUUAUCCUGACAAUCGUGAAAGAUCUCCUUCCCAGGAGACCCGACCUGAAGGUGAUCCUGAUGAGUGCCACCCUAAACGCUGAGUCGUUUUCCAAGUAUUACCACAACUGUCCUAUGAUUCACAUUCCGGGGUUCACACACCCUGUCACUGUCUACCACCUUGAGGAUGUGCUCAAAUUUACUGAUUUCAAAAUUGAAGGAAAAGCGAAAAAGAGACCGAUCUGGACCAACUACACGCGAGACGGCAAGGAACGGAAGGUGGCCAACAUGAAGUACGAGGAAAUGAUGGGUCCUUUCCUGAGGCACCUGAAGUCCAAAGGCUACCCUGAGCACGUGGUCCAGUCGCUGAGUCUUCCUGAGAGUGAAGAGAUGAACAUGGAGCUGAUCACCGCCUUGAUCAGGUACAUUUGCCAGAGCCAACCUGAAGGAGCCAUUCUGGUCUUCCUGCCAGGCUGGGACCAGAUCUCGAAACUGCACAAGAUGGUCACUGAGAGCAGCUUCUUUUCAAAGAGCAAUUUCCUGGUGCUUCCUCUGCACUCUCAAAUGCCAACCAUCAACCAAAAGGAAAUUUUUCUCCGACCACCAGCUGGGGUGAGAAAAAUUAUCAUCGCCACAAACAUCGCAGAGACGAGUAUCACCAUUGAUGACGUGGUUUACGUCAUUGACAGCGGCAAGAUAAAAAUGAAAAACUACAACGUCGAGGACAACUUGCAGACUCUACUGCCGGAGUGGGUGAGCUUUGCCAACGCCAAGCAGAGGCGAGGCAGAGCUGGCAGAGUGCGACCUGGCGUUUGUUACCACCUCUUCACGCAGCGGAGAGAAAUGGAGCUGGCCAACUAUCCCAUUCCUGAGAUGCUGAGGAGUCGACUGGACGAGGUCAUCCUCCAGGUCAAAAUCCUGCAGCUGGGCAAGGUGAAGCCAUUCUUGGCCAAAGUCAUGCAGCCGCCGAACCCAAUCGCUGUCGAAAACGCCCUCCGGUUGUUAAACGUUCUAAAUGCGUUGGACGAGGAUGAGAACCUGACGCCACUGGGCUUCCAUCUGGCUCAGCUGCCGAUGGACCCUCAGCUUGGCAAGAUGAUCCUGAUGGCAUCGCUGUUCCGCUGCCUCGACCCUGUGCUCUCCAUCGCCGCAAGUCUCAGCUUCAAAGACCCGUUCAACCUGCCCCUGGGCUGUGAAAAGAAGGUGGACAAGCAGAAAUUCGAGCUGUCACGCGGCCAGAAGAGUGACCACCUUGUCUUGUCCGAGGCUGUGCGGCUGUGGGAACAGGCCGACGCCUCCGGAGAUGGCGGCAGGUUCUGUUGGACCAAUUUUCUGUCCUCCAGCAUCCUUGUCAUGAUCAGGCGAAUGAAAGGUCAGCUUGCGGAGCAUUUGAAGCGGAUGAAAUUCGUCGACUCCACAGAUCCGAAAGAUCCAAACCUGAACAUCAAUUCCAAAAAUUACGCGCUUAUCAAGGCUGUCGUUUGUGCUGGUCUUUACCCCAACAUUGCUGUCCUCACAAAGGUGCGGAGAGAAAAGAAAGUGUUGCGGACUGCGACUGAGCGGAGGGUGGCGCUGCACCCAAAGUCCGUGAACAACUUUCCUGAGUCGUUCGAGUCGGUGUUGUUUGUGUACCAUCUCAAGCUGAAGAGUGCCAUGGUUUACCUGCACGAUACAAGCAUGGUCUUCCCAAUGCCGCUUCUCUUCUUUGGCAGCUCACUCAGGCAGCUCCGGCAGGAGCAAACCCUAGUCACCAUGGAUCAGUUUGAAUUCCGUUGCUCGCAGCAGACAGCCGACCUCAUCAUGGAACUGAGAAGAAGACUGGAUUCUCUCCUUGAGUACAAAAUCACGCAUCCCCACACUACUGACUGGAACUCAAAUCUGGCUGAAAAGUCCCUGAUUCAAGCCAUUGUGGAGCUGAUCUCGACUGAGGACAAAACCCCGUACUGUGUGAGUGAUUUUGAGGACGACUCUGAUUAAAUUUUUGCAGUUUUGUUACCGUUAUGAAUAUCUGUAUUAAAUAAAACUCAAAUUCACACUGAA